This is a messenger RNA of Terrapene triunguis (Three-toed box turtle), 3751 nucleotides long. It is a transcript of the gene FBXL20, whose product is annotated as F-box and leucine rich repeat protein 20. The transcript has 16 exons. The record is from RefSeq and is a predicted model, not a curated record. NCBI's taxonomy places the organism in Eukaryota, Metazoa, Chordata, Testudines, Emydidae. Gene Ontology annotation, biological process: SCF-dependent proteasomal ubiquitin-dependent protein catabolic process. The coding region runs from base 9 to 1391 and encodes 460 amino acids. Gene Ontology annotation, cellular component: SCF ubiquitin ligase complex. Gene Ontology annotation, molecular function: protein binding.
GCCCCGCCAUGAGGAGGGAGAUGAACGGGGUCACCAAGAGCAGGUUUGAGUUUCUGGCAAGAAAACCCAUUCAGCAGAAAAACAUCUGGUGUUGGAGGGAUGUUAAGAAAAGCAAAACCAAGAUGUUCUCAAACAAUGACGAAGCUGUGAUCAACAAAAAACUUCCGAAAGAACUGCUGCUUCGAAUAUUCUCUUUUCUGGAUGUGGUCACUCUGUGUCGUUGUGCUCAGGUUUCCAGGGCAUGGAAUGUUCUGGCCCUGGAUGGCAGUAACUGGCAGCGAAUUGACCUGUUUGAUUUCCAGAGGGAUAUUGAGGGACGAGUAGUGGAGAAUAUUUCUAAAAGAUGUGGGGGUUUCUUGCGAAAGCUAAGCCUGCGUGGGUGUCUAGGAGUGGGAGACAAUGCAUUAAGGAUAUUUGCACAAAACUGCAGAAAUAUUGAAGUAUUGAACCUAAAUGGCUGCACCAAGAUCACAGAUACGACAUGUACCAGCCUUAGUAAGUUCUGCUCUAAACUCAGGCACCUUGACUUGGCUUCCUGCACUUCCAUAACCAACCUGUCUCUAAAAGCACUGAGUGAGGGAUGCCCACUGCUGGAACAGCUGAAUAUCUCCUGGUGUGACCAAGUGACUAAGGAUGGCAUCCAGGCUCUGGUGAGAGGCUGUGGAGGACUCAAAGCCUUGUUUCUGAAGGGCUGCACGCAGCUUGAGGAUGAAGCUCUCAAAUACAUUGGAGCGCACUGUCCUGAACUAGUGACUUUAAACCUGCAAACCUGCUUACAAAUCACAGAUGAUGGUCUCAUAACAAUAUGCAGAGGAUGCCAUAAAUUGCAAUCCUUGUGUGCCUCAGGCUGCUCUAACAUUACAGAUGCCAUCUUGAAUGCACUGGGACAAAACUGUCCGCGGCUUAGAAUAUUAGAAGUUGCAAGGUGUUCGCAGCUAACGGAUGUGGGCUUUACCACUCUGGCUAAGAACUGUCAUGAGCUUGAAAAAAUGGACCUGGAAGAGUGUGUUCAGAUAACAGACAGUACGUUAAUCCAGCUUUCCAUAUACUGUCCACGGCUUCAAGUGUUGAGUUUGUCGCACUGCGAGUUGAUCACAGAUGAUGGGAUUCGUCACUUGGGGAAUGGUGCCUGCGCACAUGACCGACUGGAAGUGAUCGAGCUGGACAACUGCCCUUUGAUCACAGAUGCCUCCUUGGAACACUUGAAGAGCUGCCAUAGCCUGGAGAGGAUAGAACUUUAUGACUGUCAACAGAUCACACGGGCAGGAAUCAAGAGACUCAGGACCCAUUUACCCAAUAUUAAAGUCCAUGCCUACUUCGCUCCUGUGACUCCACCUCCAUCAGUAGGGGGCAGCAGACAGCGCUUCUGCAGAUGUUGCAUCAUCCUAUGACAUUGGAAUUGGUCAUCCUUGCAAACUGAGUAUUUAAUUACACUUCUAGAAUUACAGUGGACACCUGUAUCUUCAACGAAAGUGAUCCCAGUGUCAUUUGCAAGGGCCAGUGAAAAGGGCUGUGGCACCGGGCCCCUGUAGCCACCCAUACACACGCAUAUACACACGCACCACCUGUUCCAGCAACUGAUGAACUCUGUGACAUGGGAGCUGGAUCUGUGUUGUCUUUUGCUGUAGGUGGAUUGAUAUAAUUCUGAACCAUUCCUACUGGGCAUGCUCAGAAGAAACUACUGGGGAGGGGGUUGUGCAAACCCAAAACGACUGCUGCUGGUUUUUGGUUUUUUGUUUUUGUUUUUUAAUGUUGGAACAGCACCAAAAUCCUUCGACGUUGGGGGAGGGAGAGAAACGAACAUGCUUUAUUCUUGCAUCCACUGUCCAAAAAAAAAAAAGAGAUUUUGUUUUCCGUUCUUCAGUAAGGGAAUGAAAACAGCAGCCAUUGUGAGACAUGAUUUACUGUGCUUCGGUACUUCCUUGUUUCCAUGCUAACACACUGAGCAUGCUCACAUUGAAGGUUCAUCAGUUUCUUCUGUGUUUUGUAGCAUUCAGCUCAGAGGCUUCCUAGAUUGUUGUGAUGACAUAGCUUGAAAUCUGUAAUGUCGGGCUCCAUUUUUUACCCCGCCCACCGCUCAUUGUUUUUUACAGAUUUCUAAUUUAGUAAUUUUUGAGAUUAUUGAACAUAAGUUAUUUAUCAAUAAAAAUAAGACACUUUUUACCAUUAGAAGGCUGCGCCUGAAACUGCCUGUCUGAUGGGAAGAUCUUAAAUAGAAAGAGAGAGUGGAGCGCAGGCUAGGCUAAUCUCAUGGGCUUAUUUGCCCAUUUUUACCAAUAUUUGGGUCUCACCUCUUUUCCAUUUCAAGUUUUACCCUAGCAAAGAGAACAUAGCUCACAAUAUAGGGGACACAGCUACAUUCUACAGUCCAACUAAUAUUGAUUCCCUGGCUCCUGCCAAAAAAAAAAAAAAAUCAGAAUUGCGUUACUCUUGUCGCCCUCAUCAAGGAAUGACUCAUUGAAGCAGAAGGGACAGAAGACCUGAAAAUCUAUCACUGAUUAUUGCCACAUUGUCGUGUAUUGCGUUUGUGAACUCUCAGCAACUUUGCUGACGUUUGCAUGUUCCACAGGUAAGUGUCUUGUCCUGGAGAAGCAUCCAUUUGAGUGAAAUGGGAGCCACAAGGAUAUACCAUGCUUCCAGUUCCUCCCAACUUUCAAAAAGGGUAUGUUCUGGCACAUUGACAUGGUUGAUGUAUAUAGCAGCUGCGUUUUGAGUGAUUCAGGCAAGCUUAACCCUGCUGCUGCAAGGGAAUGUAGAGAACCUGUGACAGCCUCCAUGUAAUCAUUGAUUCCUUGAUACCAGGAGUCCAGAAUGCCCAGCACGAAAGAUGCUAACAGAUGCGCUGGCAUUGCGGGCUUAAUGGGGCUGAAUUUGGCCAGACUAUAGCAGGUUCCUGGAAGGAGCGAUCAGGUGUGAGGAAUUGCUCUUUUCCUGCUGUCAGCACUCUGGGAUAGAAGAGAGAGCACAUGUUAUGUGAAUUGUUCCCAACUGACUGAGACACAGAGGAAUGAGCAUGCUUAAUCAUCGUAAUGGUCAGAGACUGAGGAAGCGGCACUCCACCUUUUAUGGAGAAGAAUUACAGGAGAUGGGGAAGAAGAGAUGGUUUUCUAAAGUACCAGUAAUAGAUUUCAGAGCUCUGAGGGUUUGGUUUUUUUCCCUGCACAUUUAUGUGGAGGGCAGUGUGUUACCUUCCCCGGGCUGUCAUCACCACCUGAGUAAUUCAGGCAGUUAAAAGGGUCAUUUUUAAGCACUGUAUAAGCUAUAUUCCUUCAUCUACAAUUCAUUUCACCAAUCCAUCAGUAUGUGUUUGUGAAUCUGCGAGAUCUUGUGAAUCUGCUGGAAAGGCAUGUAGAAGAAACCCAGUAUGCACUGUUUAAAAGGAUACUGACAGCUGUUUUCCCCCCACAGAUUUUAAUUUUUAUAUCUGUUAUAUUCAUUAAGUCCUCUUUAGAAGCUGAGAUAAUCUUUCCCCUCAACAGCAGAGCUCAAAUUCCAUUUGCAAAACUUGCUACUUUCCCUUGAUUUCAAUGUGUCAGAAGGAGUCUGGCUAGGGGUUUACAAUGUUGCAACUUAUUGACCUCCCCAGCAAGUCAGAUGUACCUCAAUUUGGGCACCAGAAGUGGUCAGUGUUAGCACAGCUCUGGGAGUGAUCUUUUAGUUAAUUUCUGGUGGGGCAGGAGAAGAAAAAACAGUGGUUUUAUAAGUCCAACCACAGAGGGGCUGUUUAAUUUCUUGGCAAUGGAUUGCUGGG